Messenger RNA from Vavraia culicis subsp. floridensis, 1879 nucleotides. RefSeq lists its product as uncharacterized. Bases 826 to 1833 code for a protein of 335 amino acids. Gene Ontology annotation, cellular component: eukaryotic translation initiation factor 2 complex; eukaryotic 48S preinitiation complex; multi-eIF complex. Gene Ontology annotation, molecular function: translation initiation factor activity; ribosome binding; RNA binding. Lineage: Eukaryota; Fungi; Microsporidia; Pleistophoridae. The record is from RefSeq and is a predicted model, not a curated record. The transcript has a single exon.
AUCGUGCAGCUUCAUCUAUCUCUUACUUGUAAUCGAUCACCGAUGGAAUGUAUCAAUCAAUUAAUCAUGACUGGUUUAAAAUGAAGGCCUGGCAGUGCAAGAUUUACAAAGUUUUUCAAAAAUAUGUAAUUUUUGGUGUUGGACGUUCUGCUCAACGCGUACAAUCAAUUAUUCGGUCCUUGGUUCAUAGAAUCAUAUGAAUAUUUUAUGAGGCUGACUCUUCCUUUGUAUGUGUUUGAAUCCUGAACCGGAGAACAAAGCAUGGCACUCUGCCCAUGUAGUCAUUCAAGAUCAACCACGUAAUAAUUACGGAAACGGUCACCUGAUUACCUGAACGGUAUUCGCUCAAACGCGUGUUUACGCUGUUCAUCCGAAUAUGACACCGGCUCAAUGGCGAUAUGUAAAUGGAUAUGUGAGGUAAUUUUUGAUAAAUUUGCUUGUGGCCGGGCUGUGCCACACACCACGUUCCUUCUCAGGCAUACUUACAGCACAAGAAUAGUUGUUGGUUCAACAAGUAGCAAACACUGCGUGAUGUGAAAGAUAGAAAGGCAUGAUGUGAAAAAGCAAAGGAAGCGUAGUGCACGAACCAUACACGCUGUGCAGUUCUCCACAACUAGUACUAUAAACGCAGAAUGUACGGAAUGCAAGGCUGUUCCAAUGAGCGCGCUGUAAAGUCUAAAAUAUAACAAAAAUGCGUACAAAUAAAAGUACGGCACAGCUUCAGCCAUGUGCUGCUUAGCUGAUGAACAUUUAUGGACCCAUUCAUAUUCAGGAAACGUAUAAAAAACGCACCUUUAACACCGAAAUUAAAAAGGCACCCUUCAAAUGUCCGAUACCACCGAGAAAUCCUUCGAUUGUCGCUUUUUCGAAAAGAAAUAUCCUGAUGUAGGCGAGCUAGUAAUAGGCAAGAACACGCGCAUAACAGAUCUUGGCGUGUACGUAAAGCUCUUGGAGUACAACAACAUAGAAGGAUUGAUAGUGGUGGGCGAGUUAUCCAAAAAAAGAAUAAAAAAUGUACAAAAAAUGAUUAAACUGGGAAAGAUAGAAGUGUGCAGUGUGCUACGCGUGGACCAUGAAAAAGGCUACAUCGAUCUGUCGAGAAAGAAAGUAUUGGCAAGCGAUUUCGAUGAGUGCUACAAGCGGUAUUGUCAGAAUAAGAUCGGGCAUAACAUAAUGGUAAGUGCCGCUAAGAAGAUGGACAUUGGUGUUAUGGAGCUGUACGAGUCUUUUGGAUGGGAGAAGGCAAGAGAAUAUGGCAGCUUGUACGGUUAUUUUGGACUGUUGAUGAGUGCCCUGAGCCGGAAGAGCGAUGAGAAGAAAGAAGCCGUGGCGGGCGUGAGCGCACAGGAUGUGAGCAGUGCUGCCGAUAAGGUAGGCGAAGCGAGCAAGAAUAGCAUGACCAGGAAUCCGGUCACGUACGAGGACCUUGUGAAGAACAUCAAUCCAUCAAUGAUCGAUGUUUUGGUGGAGCAGACCAAGUUGAAGUACAACGUUCAAAAGGUGAAGAUACGCGCAGAUAUCGACGUAACGUGCCCGGCAAAAGGUGGAAUAGAGGCAAUAAAGGACGCGCUGCGCAGCGUAAAAUCAGUGCACGACAGGAUCGAAGUGUCACUGAUACGCCCGCCAACCUACGCCAUAACGCUGCUCUUACACGAUAGGGAAGAGGGCGUACGGCUCGUCAAGGAUGGGUGUGAGCGAAUUAAAAACAGGAUUGAAGAACUCGAUGGCACGUACGCGGUAGUCAACAAGGUCAAAGUGUACGGUUUUAAGGAAAAGAAAGACCUUAAUCGCAGGUUUGGAGAGGCAAUAGAUGUGGAGAGCGACGAGGAGUGAUCAAUAAACGGUGUUCUAAUGAACGAAGCGUUCAUGUAUAGCCUGU